Fomitiporia mediterranea MF3/22 is the source of this 1251-nucleotide messenger RNA. RefSeq lists its product as uncharacterized. The record is from RefSeq and is a predicted model, not a curated record. Lineage: Eukaryota; Fungi; Basidiomycota; Agaricomycetes; Hymenochaetales; Hymenochaetaceae. The transcript is spliced from 6 exons. Bases 1 to 1251 code for a protein of 416 amino acids.
AUGGUGAAAAUUAACAUUGUGAAAUGGACUAGUGUUCUCAACUGCGGGCUGACCCUGUCUUCUUUGUACGGCUACAAAUAUGUGUGCACAUCGAUAGCCAGAUUAUUGAUGACAAUCACAGUGUCAGAUGCUCAAACCAAUACGCAGCAAAUCGAAUGGAAGAAAACUGCUACUCCUCUUACUGUCAAACAGAUCCUGAAUGCUUCCCAGCUCUAUGAUGGAGCUGAUAUCACUCUAGACGGGCGGAAGCUUGGCUGUGUCUACUGUGUAGGCAACGUCCAAAGCAUUAGAGUUGAAGAAACCUACGCAGUGCUCGAAAUUGAAGAUGGAACUACUAGUAGUACUAGAAGCCUUUCAGCUGUUGUGUUUGAAGACGAAAGAGGCCUCUUGACUGCAUUUAAGUGUAUGAAGGAUGAGGGGAAGAUUGAAAACUCGAUUAAAACCCGCGGGAUUUCUCGUGUUGAGGAUCCACAUCAGAUAUUCUACCAUUUCUUCGAAUGUGCAAUUGCUUAUAUGGAAUGUAAGAAAUCACUGUCAAGUAUGGAAGAUGACGAAAGGGAACAGGCAGCUGCUCAAGAAAACCCAUCUUCCGAGCCAGGAAACAGAGACACAGCUUCGAAAGACGAGGAAGAAGAGGAGCAACCACCUCAAGAGCCACCAGAAAUUUCACAGUCAGACGAAUCUUCGGACGACGAGGUCGAGUAUGCGGACGAUAACCCGGUUUCGAUCGAGGAUAGCAGCUCUGAUGAAGACGAAGACCAUGAUGUGAAACAGAAGGCAGAGGUCAUGUCUACAGACGACUCCAAUUCCAACACAAGCAAGGAAGAGGAUGAUGAGACAAAUCCGACACCAGUUUGUACUUCUACUCGGACUCAAUCUCAAGCCGCCUUGGAAACACAGACAGAGACUGAGGUAGACAAUGUUCCGUGCACGGAAGGCACAGACAAGGAGUUGAAGAAUGUUGAAGGAACACUCAAGAAAUUACAUCUUACUCCGGCAGAUCACUCUGCCGCAUCUCCAGACGCCGUACCACAAGUACAACCGCCUCGUGCACAAUCUCAGCCUCAAGCCAAUACAGACCCACUGUCGGGUUUGACGAAUGUCCAACGCGUAGUCAUCCUUCACAUCCAGCAGAGGCGUGACCAAAUAUGGGCCGAAGGCGAAGAAGACUGGUUUGGUCUACACGUCUCCGAGUUGGUUCGUGUGGUUAGAAGACUUGAAAAGGGUAUCACUGCUUCUGAGAUCAGGUAA